This is a messenger RNA of Venturia canescens, 3140 nucleotides long. RefSeq lists its product as uncharacterized. The coding region runs from base 435 to 2384 and encodes 649 amino acids. Lineage: Eukaryota; Metazoa; Arthropoda; Insecta; Hymenoptera; Ichneumonidae. Gene Ontology annotation, molecular function: sequence-specific DNA binding. The transcript has 3 exons. The record is from RefSeq and is a predicted model, not a curated record.
UGGACAUGGUUUACUAUACAGAAAGUUCCCAACCAAGAGAAGAAAUUACCUUUACUACUCGUGUUGUUUUCAUCCCUCAAUUAGAUCACAGAACGUUAUAUUUUUGCGACAAAUAUCGUAUUCAUAGCUUGCAUAAAUUCUUAGCAUUCAGAUUAACGCCUAUUUAUCUAUAUGACAGUCAUUCUGCACGAUUUGAUUGAAAAACAGAUACGUUCUUAUAAACGCAAUGAAAAUUCGGACGCAAGAUAACCAAAAUGUUCAAUUUUCAACCGAAGUGGGAAAACGUUAAAGUAAAAGGAGCAAAUUUUCAAGAGCACUGAAAAUUUUGAAAUUACGUUCGAUCUUAUCAUCUCUAAUCAUAACGAACGAAUUCAAUUAUAUUUCGCGAACAAAACUUUUCAGUCUCGGCUAUUAGCCGUGGUGUAAACACAAACAUGACUCGAAAGUGCGUUAUAUGUAAAGAAACGAAUUACAAAAAUUCGUACAGCUUUUUUUCUGCACCCAAGGAUCCCGAGACUCGAAAAAAAUGGACGGAUGCCAUGGGCAUUGAAAAUUACGUCGUUUGUGAUGACACAUACGUUUGUAGUAAACAUUUUACUCCCAGUGACAUAAUAACUCAUUGGGUCAGCGGAGUUCCACCUCAUGUUGUUACUAUAAAGUAUAAAAAAUGUCGCUUGAGACCAGGUGCGGUCCCAAACAUCAGUUGCGAAUCUAUGAACAAUCUGCAAAAUAGCCAGGAUGAGGAUUACGAAGAUUUUGCAGUGAAUCGGGGAACUGGAUUAAUGAGAAGACCAUCUAUAGUUUCAAAUGUUUCAAAAGGGAGUUUUGUCAUACCCAGAGAAGACAAUGGUUCUAUAAACAGCGAUAUAGAUAGUCAAUUAGGUCAGACGACUUAUGAGCCAGACGCAAUGGUCGAAUGUAAGCAAGAAAAUUCUUACACAGUAAUUUGUGCGGCAAAUGAAGAGUGCUCCGAAGAUACAAAUAAUUCGGGUAUAAUGGAGAAUCCUGAUCAAGAGCAAGAGAUGGCAACAAUAGUGAAUCUCCAAGGUGAGGGGAAAUAUGUGUAUACGGCGAGUGAAGAUGGUCAACAAAUUGUUUACGUCGAAGCUGUGAGCUCUGAGAAUUUCGAGUGCAUGGAGGAUGAGGUAGAAUCUGAGCAGGAGAGCAAACCUCAAAUUAGCACUGAAUAUUCCACCAUCAAGACUCAAAUGGCUAGUGCAGAAGAAGACACUUCUAUGGAUAUGUGGGAUUGCUUGAGCAAUGAAAAUAUUCCAGCAGAUGAUAAUGACGCAUAUCCAGAUUUGAAUGAAAAAUCCAACAGCCAAUCUCGGGAAAUGAGAAGUUCGGAAAGGAACGAUCCACUGAAUAUCAAAUCAGAGAUUCAAUACGAGGAUAGUGAAAAUGCUAUGCUUUUUGAAGAUUUGCUUGACAUUUACACGGAAGUACAGCUGCCACCAGGCUGGUCGUCAAUGGUUACCUCCAAGGGACACGGUACAACGGUCGUUUAUGCUUUCAUGGGGAUGACUAGAACCGGUAUGCCCUACAUGGAGAAACAAGUGUUCUUAAAGAGCGACAUGAAAUUACGAUGUGGCGCUGCCAAUGCAGAACUCAACCCACAAAUUCACAAUCUUAUCAGAGAGGGUAGAAGCCGUAUAGUCUUCACGUUAUCCGACGUCGAAGAAUUCGUUGAGGAAUUCGAUCAGCGAAUCGUAUGUGAAGGAUGUGCUGGUGAAAAAACGAGACCGGAAGACAUCGAAAAUUGUGUAGCAUACAGAGACGUGAGUUCAAAGUGGAGACAUAUAGAGUGUCCGAUAAUAGUGAACAACGGAUCAGCACGAUGUUCCAAGUGUAGUACUCUCGACAGUUCAAUGACGCGUAGCAAAACGAGGAGACACAACGCCGGAGUUAAAGAAUUCGCUUCUGCGAUGAUGAAGAAAGAGAAGACUAUAAGAGUUUUGAACAGAUUGUUGAGAAAAGUGAACAAAAAAAAUCAAAAGUUCGAGACGAUGAGGGAUAGCAUCGAGAACAAAUUUGAAUCUUUAGUAUCCUCAACGCCACAAGUAUUUAUAUCAACUGUGGAAACGUUGAAUAUGCCAAAGAUUCAAAAGCUCAUGAUAAAAGAGUGUGUACGAGCAAGCGUUUCGCAAACCGGUAAAUCCAAAUAUUCAGAAACGUGGGUGUUUCUCUGUCUUCUUUUGUACAUCGAGUCGCCACGAAUGUAUAGAUACAUGUUACUGAAUAAGUACAUGAUUUUACCAUCGAUGAGAAUCAUACGAAAAUAUCUUCAUCAAAUUAAAACCGAUAAACAAUUUUAUAACCUUUUUCAACGGACAGUGGAACCUUUUCAACCAAUCGAGAGGGACAAUGAAAAGGAGCCUACGUGAAUGAUGCAAUAAAUUUGUCCAGUUCACUCAUAUUAAAGUAUCGUGUUACAUUUUUUCAAAAAUAUCGAUACUGGUGUAUCGACUGGCGAAACUGGAAACGAGGCUUCCACUGUGACCGUUACUCCGUUCAACCCCAAUUCGUUCGGCCACCCUUUAUUAUUAUUAUUAUUAUUAUUGUUAUUAUUAUUAUUAUUAUUAUUAUUAUUAUUAUUGAUUUUCAUUAUCUUCGACAUCCACGGAUGAAAAUACGCGCACUGAUGCUUAAUACCACAAAAUACAUUGAAAUCGACAGGUGGGAAAACAUUUCCAAGUCAUUCAUUCGUUCGUUUUAUAUCUCGACAUAUUAAAUAUGUACAACGUGUUAUCAACAAAAGACUUCUAUUCUUUUUUCAUUUCGGUUUCCUCGGUCUUCCUGGUUUUCGAUAUUCCACGCUUUCAGAAUUUUUGGCCGUGUUGCUUCCCUGCAGACAUAAAAAUAAACUCAGUAAUAAUAGAUAAAUUGAAAUAUAAAAAAAUUGUAACGAGUCAUAUUCACCCACCUGCGUCCAUUCACGUUGCAAUUCUUGUAACAUGUUCGGCGUGAGAAGUCCUUGGGCCAAAAGUUGUUCGGUUAACCGUCCACGUCCCACAGGCUGCUGCAUAAAAUUAUUAUUUGAAGGAGAUCCUGUAAAAAGAAUAAAAAUGAAAGCAUGUUUUAUCGCGUUGUACCUGUUGUACUCCUCGACAUUUUUUCAAAUAAAUUAAUAAUAAACGCUC